AUGAGCUAUCAAAUUUCUGGCCCGCCGUUAAUUUCAUCAUGGAUGAUGCUCUCAGUAAGCGAAGCUCGAAAUGAAAUCGACGAAUCAAAAAUUGUGAUUCCCGGAAAUUCAGUAUCAGAUGCGCCACAGCAUUUUCUUAGGGGUCAUGGAACGUAUAUUCGCGACGGUGAAAUUGUGUCAACACUUUCCGGUGUUGUCCAUCAGCUCAAUCGGUUGCUGAUGGUGAAGACGAUCAAACAAAGGUACGGCGGUGAAGUCGGAGAUGUGGUCAUUGGCAGAGUCGUCGAGAUUCAAGCGAAGCGCUGGAAGGUCGACAUCAAUUCGCGGUUGCACGGAAUUUUGGCGCUUGGAAGUGUGCUGCUGCCCGGCGGUGAUUUCCGAAGAAAAGACGUCGAGGAUGAAGGCAAAAUGAGCGAAUUCUUGAAAGUUGGUGAAUUGAUUUGCGCCGAAGUGCAGCAAGUUCAACACGAUGGAACUUUGAUACUUCACACAAGAAACAACAAAUACGGCAAAUUGAGGCAAGGAAUUCUUAUAAAGGUGCCUCCACAUCUCAUCAAAAGGACAAAGGUGCAUUUCCACACAUUACCAUACGGAAUGGCCAUUAUUAUUGGGUGUAAUGGUUGUGUCUGGGUGACAACUGCACUUCCAGAAACCCAUCAGGAGGAGGAGAAUUCAUUAGUUCACGAUUAUGAAAAGGUUGCCUCUGAUACACGACAGGCAAUUAUUCGUAUCGCCGCUUGCGUGCGCCUUCUUCGUGAUUACUCGAUCUCGAUAUUUCUGAACUCGAUUACAACGUGCUACGAAAUGAGCGAGCCCUAUGAGAUCCGGGAACUAUCCGACCAGGAAACGUCAUCUCGUCUUGCGUACCUCGUCGCAGCUCGAUUACUUCAAGAACAACAACAGAAAUCGUGA
Molecule: messenger RNA, 912 nt
Organism: Caenorhabditis bovis
Lineage: Eukaryota; Metazoa; Nematoda; Chromadorea; Rhabditida; Rhabditidae
Source: the annotation of a GenBank genome assembly